This is a messenger RNA of Pungitius pungitius (ninespine stickleback), 1484 nucleotides long. RefSeq lists its product as uncharacterized. The transcript has 3 exons. NCBI's taxonomy places the organism in Eukaryota, Metazoa, Chordata, Actinopteri, Perciformes, Gasterosteidae. The record is from RefSeq and is a predicted model, not a curated record. The coding region runs from base 681 to 1061 and encodes 126 amino acids.
UGGCGACCAGCAAAGAAGAAGAAGAAGACGAAGCUGCUGCUAUGGCACACCUAACGACCUCAUAUCACCGCCUGUCCUGCUUCGGGCAAAGCAUACAAUAACCCCGACUUUUCUCUCUUGGUUUUCCCCAAUCGGGGUUUGUGUCGAGAACAGGCAACAAGCUAAGUACGACUCACGGUCGCUGGACGGAAUACGAAAGCGGAAGAAGUUUCCGUACGCGUAACGUUAGUGCGGCUCCGCAGCGGUUAGCUUAAAGUCGUUAGCUUAAAGUCGUUAGCCUAAAGUCGUUAGCUCGUCUAACGUCGCACGACAGCAGCUAGCAGGCUAGCUCGCUCCCUUCGCUGUCAUGUCCGGGCUCUCUCGGGCUUGUACCGCUUGAACGAGGGUUCCUAGCUAGCAGUUAGCUGGUUAGCUCCCAGACGCCCAGCAGCGGAUUGGUCCUCCACCACCAAAAGCGCAGGCAGGGCGGACCGGACCUGGAACGGCGACAGUUCGGGGACUCACGGCUGAGGUUUAGCGCCUUCUUCCGGGGACCCUUGAGCCGACACACCGAGUAACACAAACCAAAGCUUUACAAUCAGAUAUCUCUAUCUGGCUUUAAAAGGAGGCUCUACAUUUUCUCUGUGCCAAAGAAAGAAAGAAGGGGAAAAAAGCCCCAAAUAACCGUCGUCACCGCAGCGAUGCUGACAGACAACAGGAAACGACACCGUAACUGUGACAGUGAGGAGGACCAGCAGCUGAGUUCUCAGGCCAAAAGGUCAGGGGGGGGUGCCAGCCUGCUCCUGUCAGAUCUGGAUUCAGAGUCUUCCAGCAGCGACAGCAGUAACGGGAUCAGUAGUCCAGAGGGAGCAUUAGUGGCUACCGCCAGGCCAUGCAUACACAGCCAGAACAACGGCAUCAGCCAGUGCUCCCCCAGCCCAAAGCCUGAAGACUCCGGUUGCGCCUUGCAGCACGGUUUCCAUGGUGACGGCAGCAGUGUCUCCUACGACCACAUCAACAGAGUCCUGAGGGAGGCGCACUUCAGUAGUCUGCAGACCAGAGGGCGUCCGGGCUCAACAUGACCGUGACCCCUGAUCCCUCCCCUGACCUUUGGCCCACCGGUGCUGACACCGUUGGCCCGGUGGCUCCUCCUUGAAAGCCUCAAGGAACAAAUUUGGGUCAGGGGGAAAGGGGAUGAUGUGUGGGGAGGUUUACAGAUUUUGGGCACAACGGCUCAUCCCCACCUCACCAUGUACCAUUUGUGGAGACCAUAAGCACAUCCGCUGUUCCAUGGCCCAGCCACUGUGGUUUUCUGUGCAGUAUCGAUGUGUGUGUGUUUGUGUGCGUGUGCACGCACCCUGUGCACUUUAUAAAGAGGAAUCUUUCUCUUUACAUUGCGUGCGUCGAUGCGUGGACAUCUGCCAUUGGUGCUAAUAUCAAGAAGCGUGCGAUGAUCCAAAGUGCUUGCGGAAACUAAAUAAAGUGAAGCACUUUAAUCAAUAUCU